GGAGCCCCGAGCUGAGGGAGCGCUCUGAAAGAAUACACCCUGCAGCCGGGGAGGCAGAGCGGCGCAAACGAGCUCCCGCCGGGCCGGCCCGCGCCCUCGCGCCCCGCUCCCGCUCCGGCUCCCGCUCGGCCCGCCGCGCCUCCUGCGCUCUUCUGCUCUCCCAUCUCCUCUCCCCUUCGCUGCUCUCCGGUCCUUUUUCUCCUCCUCCCGUCGCUCCCGUCGCUCCCGCCCCCCUCCGUCUCCCUGCUCCGUCUCCCGCUCGCCCCGCUCGCUCGCUCCCGCACAGACUCACCGUCCCCGCUCCAAUUAUCACACUCCUCGGCCGCAGGACAGCGGCGGGCGCGCGCGCGCGUGUUUUCCCCUCUCUCUGCCGCAGAAAGACAGAGAGAGGCUCCGUCCCACGGCGCCGGCCACCGCGAGAAAAUGGUGUUAUUUAAAUGAAUCGUCACAAAAUAGCCACUCAACAGUUUGUAAGCAGGAGCCUCCGUGCAACUCAGCGACCCGCUCUUCCCAGUCCCUAAGAGGUCCCGGGAUUCUUGAGCUGUGCCCAGCUGACGAGCUUUUGAAGAUGGCACAAUAACCGUCCAGUGAUGCCUGACCAUGACAGCACAGCCCUCUUAAGCCGGCAAACCAAGAGGAGAAGAGUUGACAUUGGAGUGAAAAGGACGGUAGGGACAGCAUCUGCAUUUUUUGCUAAGGCAAGAGCAACGUUUUUUAGUGCCAUGAAUCCCCAAGGUUCUGAGCAGGAUGUUGAGUAUUCAGUGGUGCAGCAUGCAGAUGGGGAAAAGUCAAAUGUACUCCGCAAGCUGCUGAAGAGGGCGAACUCGUAUGAAGAUACCAUGAUGCCUUUUCCAGGAGCAACCAUCAUUUCCCAGCUGUUGAAAAAUAACAUGAACAAAAAUGGUGGCACCGAGCCCAGUUUCCAAGCCAGCGGUCUCUCUAGCACAGGCUCCGAAGUACAUCAGGAGGAUAUAUGCAGCAACUCUUCAAGAGACAGCCCCCCAGAGUGUCUUUCCCCUUUUGGCAGGCCUACUAUGAGCCAGUUUGAUAUGGAUCGCUUAUGUGAUGAGCACCUGAGGGCAAAGCGCGCCCGGGUUGAGAAUAUAAUUCGGGGUAUGAGCCAUUCCCCCAGUGUGGCGUUAAGGGGCAAUGAAAAUGAAAGAGAGAUGGCCCCACAGUCUGUGAGUCCCCGAGAAAGUUACAGAGAAAACAAACGCAAGCAAAAGCUGCCCCAGCAGCAGCAGCAGAGUUUCCAGCAGCUGGUUUCAGCCCGGAAAGAACAGAAGCGGGAAGAGCGCCGACAGCUGAAGCAGCAGCUGGAGGACAUGCAGAAGCAGCUGCGCCAGCUGCAGGAGAAGUUCUACCAGAUCUACGACAGCACCGACUCCGAGAACGAGGAAGACGGGAACCUGUCUGAAGACAGCAUGCGCUCCGAGAUCCUGGACGCCAGGGCCCAGGACUCGGUCGGGAGGUCAGACAACGAGAUGUGCGAGCUAGACCCGGGCCAGUUCAUUGACCGAGCCCGAGCCCUCAUCCGAGAGCAGGAGAUGGCUGAAAACAAGCCCAAGCGAGAAGCCAGCAACAAAGAAAGAGACCACGGGCCAAACUCCUUACAGCCAGAAGGCAAACAUUUGGCCGAGACCUUGAAACAGGAACUGAACACUGCCAUGUCGCAAGUUGUGGACACUGUGGUCAAAGUCUUUUCGGCCAAGCCCUCCCGCCAGGUUCCUCAGGUCUUCCCACCCCUCCAGAUCCCCCAGGCCAGAUUUGCAGUCAAUGGGGAAAACCACAAUUUCCACACCGCCAACCAGCGCCUGCAGUGCUUUGGCGACGUCAUCAUUCCGAACCCCCUGGACACCUUUGGGAACGUGCAGAUGCCCAGCUCCACAGACCAGACGGAGGCACUGCCCCUGGUUGUCCGCAAAAACUCAUCUGACCAGUCUGCCUCCGGCCCCGCCGCUGGCGGCCACCACCAGCCCCUGCACCAGUCACCUCUGUCUGCCACCGCAGGCUUCACCGCGUCCACCUUCCGCCACCCCUUUCCCCUUCCCCUGAUGGCCUAUCCAUUUCAGAGUCCAUUAGGUGCUCCCUCCGGCUCCUUCUCUGGAAAAGACAGAGCCUCUCCUGAAUCCUUAGACUUAACUCGGGAUACGACGAGUCUGAGGACCAAGAUGUCAUCCCACCACCUGAGCCACCACCCUUGUUCACCAGCACACCCACCCAGCACCGCCGAAGGGCUCUCCUUGUCGCUCAUAAAGUCCGAGUGCGGCGAUCUUCAAGACAUGUCCGAAAUCUCACCUUAUUCGGGAAGUGCAAUGCAGGAAGGAUUGUCACCCAAUCACUUGAAAAAAGCAAAGCUCAUGUUUUUUUAUACCCGUUAUCCCAGCUCCAAUAUGCUGAAGACCUACUUCUCCGAUGUAAAGUUCAACAGAUGCAUUACCUCUCAGCUCAUCAAGUGGUUUAGCAAUUUCCGUGAGUUUUACUACAUUCAGAUGGAGAAAUAUGCACGUCAAGCCAUCAACGAUGGGGUCACCAGUACUGAAGAGCUGACUAUAACCAGAGACUGUGAGCUGUACAGGGCUCUGAACAUGCACUACAACAAAGCAAAUGACUUUGAGGUUCCAGAGAGAUUCCUGGAAGUUGCGCAGAUCACAUUACGGGAGUUUUUCAAUGCCAUUAUCGCAGGCAAAGAUGUUGACCCUUCCUGGAAGAAGGCCAUAUACAAGGUCAUCUGUAAGCUGGAUAGUGAAGUCCCUGAGAUUUUCAAGUCCCCGAACUGCCUACAAGAGCUGCUUCAUGAGUAGAAGUUUCAACAACUCUUUCUGAAUGUAUGAAUAGUAGCAGUCCCCUUUGGAUGUCCAAGUCAUAUGUGUCUAGAUUUUGAAUUUAUAUCUAUGUGUAUGGGAGGCAUGGAUAUGUUAUGAAAUCAGCUGGUAAUCCCUCCUCAUAAUCUCUCUCUCUCCUUUCCUUUUGUUUUCCAUUGCAAGGGGAUGGUUAUUUUCCUUCCACCUUUAGUUUACUUUUGCCCAAGGCCCUUAACAUUUGGAGACUUAAAAUAGGGUUAAUUUUCAGGGAAAAGGAAUGUUGGGUGUGUAAAGUCUAUAUUAGCAAGGAAGGGCAUUUGUUAAAGAUGCGUCUGCUUGACUGAAGGCUUGUUGUGAAUGGCGGUUGGCCGAGGGUGAUUUGUCUCUUGCUUUUACUGCUAAGAAGGUCUGAAAACUCAAUGAAACCCCUUCACUCACUUAAAUCUUCAGUUUGGUUUGAACUCAAUAAGUAGCUUUCUCUUACAUAUUUAAAAAUAAUGCCAACGACAGAUGAGCGGCUCACUUUUCAAAAGUACCCCAAGAGGCCAAAUUAAAAAAGAAAAAUAAUCCACUGACUAUCAAGCCAUUCCUAGGAGAAAUGGCAAACACCCCCAAACUAGUACCAGUUUCUAAUGGAGGCAAAGGAAUUUUGCACAAAACUGACUCUUUCGAGAUGAGACUGGAAAUUCAUGCAUGAUCUAGCCACCUCUCUAAACUUGACAAUAGGUUCUUCUUAAGUGAGCUUAUAUCAUUCUUUGUAGAGGAAAACCCUAUAUAACUUGUUAUUAUUUCCUAUUUAUUUUGCUUCAGAUAUUAAAAGGCACAUCAGUUUCAAAUUUACUCUUUGCUCAACUUUGUUUCUGUGCUUAAAAGGAUUAUUAUUUAUGUUUAAUUAAUACUUUUUUUUUCUAAAACACUAUUUUCUGAACACUUUUCUACAGUCAGGAAUAAAGGAAACCCCAAGUUGACCAUAAGAUUCGUGCCUAGACUAGAAGUUUGUUGACAGCUGUUAGCUGACUUAAUCUUCACCUCCUAAGAGGAGCACAUACGAGAAUGACCCAUUUUCAUAAACAAUUCCACACUACCCUGAUGGGUAUUACAAGUGGUAAUGGUCUAAUUAAGUGUUCCUUCAUUUUAGGUAAAGCAUUUUGAAGCAAUUGAGAAUGCCUCUUCUAAUUCAGAAGCUAGUAUUGACCAAAAUGUGAGAAGAGUGUAUAGCAUAGAAACUUUUGCAUUAACCCAAAAGAUACUAUUUCAGCACACAUAAGAAAACUAGCUGCUAUUUUAUGCUUUCUUCAAUGGUUCUCCUUUCUCCUUUUUUUUCUUUUUUUCCUUUCUGUUUUUCAAUGAUGUAUAAUGUCCCGUACUUGCAUUUGAAAAAUUGUAUGGUAUUCACACUUGUUGUUUUCUUAGAUGGGUUUUUUGUGUGCAGAUGCAGUAAGAAUUUAUUGUUCAAUCUAACAGUGCUUUCCAGACCCCUCCUUCCUCUUAGGUGAUUUGAUAUACACCUUCUAAAAUGACACAGUCACAAAUCUGGUAUUUAAAUUAUACACAAUAUAAGUACCUUUUUUCCUUAAUUUUUUAUAAAAAAUGCAUUUGACUUUGGAGAAUGCAGAUUGACCCAUGUGAUUAAGUAGCUGACCUGAUCGCUGUAAUUUAAUGUCAUUUGUAAAUUCUGCUGAUAGACAGGAAUGUAUGAACGCAAUUAUUGUCAGCACAGAGCCUUAAAACCUGCUGACUUUAAAUUAAACAGUGUAGUCCUAUGAUGCCCUGCAUCAUUCAGGAUACUAACAGGCCCUUGCCGUUGGACAGACUGUGCACGGGUUCGGGCUGGUGCUGUCUGCUUCACUCUGCACCUGUGGCCAAACACAUUCCCCAGCUCACACUCUCCUACACAGUGCACACAGAGUCAUUAGAUCCAAUUUGUUAUUUUUCUGGCUUGCUUUAAAAGAAAAAAGUUUGAAUAAUCAUUACAUCGGAACAAAAUGCAAAAAAAAAAAAAGAAAGAAAGAAAACAAAUUCAAUUGGCACAAAGUAGGGAAGCAAUCUCAACUUACGUUCACACUCUUUUGACUUGCUUGGUUUGAAAGUGUGUGAUGUUCAUGGUUCAUGUCAGUAUACGACUGGGUCUUUGCUGUUCCAUGUAAUUCGUGUCAACAUUGUGUUGCCAUUUGCAUGGUAAGGCUGUAGUGUAUUCACCUGUGUAUUCAGAUUGCUAGGUAUCUUCUUGAUCUGGGGCAAGUUCAAUUUUGAUUCCAGGCUUAUUUGGAUUUUUAGUAUUAUUUUCCCCUGCCUUUCUAAUUUAAAUAGACAAAGUAUGUGUUCACAACCAAACGUUGAUGCACUUAUCUACUGAUAAUGUCCUCUUGAUGUUCACUGAGGCAUAGAAAUUAUUUCAGAGUAGCAGUUGCAGCCUGAGGAUAAACUCACUAGAACUCUAUCACUUUGCUUUUAGAUAGUUUUCCCCAUUUUACACUCAUAAAAUCCCAUGCCUCCCAGUGCAUUGGAAAAUGACAAAAGCCUGUCUCUCAAAACUCCUAAUUAACAGUUUGAUUUUUUAAAAAAAUCAUCAUUUUUCAAAUCUUAGCUCAGCUCUCACCAAGUGAAAAUUGGCUAGUUGGGAGAAAGUUAACUUUCUGUGGUGGGAGGGUGAAGGAUGAGGGACAGUUUACAUAGGAAAAAAAAAGUUUAAAGUCCAUGUUGAAAUACCACAUGACCACUUAUUUUCUGCUAACCCUAAAUUAUUUUUGCGUAUACACUUGAGGUUAUAGUCUGUGCCUAGACCUAAAAUGCACCAGCGGGGGGAUUUUUUAAAAUCCUUCAAAAUACCAGUUUUUUUCCCACAAGUACAAUUGUUCUUGUGCCUUCUGUGGCUUUCGAUUUCAUCUUUUUGACUUUAUUUCCAAUUACUACAGCUGCAAUAAACACUAGAUUUUUUUUCUGGCUGUUUGACAUAACGUUAAUAGCUAUGCAUAUUCUGUGUCUUUUUAAAGCAAAGCAGGAGAAUACGUUUUUGAAGAAGAGAAUUUUUAGAACAGUUUGAUACCGCAAAUUAUUUUUCCUCAAUUAUUUGAGCAGCAUUCGAGUUUUGAAAUUCUUGUAGAGGCCAAUUUUUUGUAACUGUGGUGCAAAUCUUGUGUUUUCUUAGCCUAAUGAAAAGUAGUAUAGAAGCAAUAUUUCAUACCAUGUGCUAUAUAUGUGUGUGCAGAUGUGUGAACAUAAAAACGCACACAUAUACACACAUGUAAAAAUAUACAUAUAUAUAUACGCGUGAGAAGUGGAAAGCUUACCUUUUCCUAUCUAGAUUUGAGGACCUAUUUUAGACAUUUGUUAUGUUUUGUGAAAAGAAUGUUCUAUUUGCAACAACAAAACAUUUAAUUCUUACUGUAUCUCUGGCUAUUUAAUGAGAACGUUUCACAUUAAAUGGUAAAACAUGUGGAAGAUGUUAGAAUGUAGUAAUUAUUUAAGUAAAUGUUCACCCACAUAUUCCUGAAGUUUGCUUUGUGCCUCCGAGUAUUAUUUAAUUAAAGUGUUUUAUGUUUGCAGAAUCUUUGUUACUGUACUAGGGAUGUGGGUGAAUAUCAUUUAAAAAAAAUUAUUAAAACAACAAAAAAAAGCAAAACAGAAACACUAAAACAAGAGGGGAACUUUUAUAAAGCAAUGUAAAUAUUUAACCUCAUGGCUGUUGUUACGUAAGACAUGAGAUUUUAAUAAAUAACUACAUUCUCACAACAUCUGUUGAAUUUAUUAGGAACACUACAGUGACUGUAUAGACAGUUGAAAGCAUUCUUGAAAAUCCUGCUCUCUCCUUUUAAAAGAUAACAGUCUCUUUUAUCAAAUGUCAAGGGCAAGGGUGAUGCAGUUUCUGUAAAUUUAUGAAAUUUCUUUUCUAUGUACAUGAAGACAUUUAGUAAGUAACCUCCCCCCCCCACCCCCAACACACACACACACACACAUACAGGUUAAUACUAAGUCAUAAAGCUAAAGAUUUGGGGGCUUCAAAAAUAGGAUGUCCCCUAGAGCAAUCAUAAACUCAUCAAAGAAAAAGUGGUUUACAGACUCCCCUGAAAGAAGCAGUGUAUAUGUGAAGACAGUACAAAAUCUCUUUGCCAUGUGUAUUAUAGAAUAUUCAUUGGUGUGAAUAGUUCAAAUGUUUUCUCUGGUACAACUCUGUGUUUGCAAAUUACGAGAAGCAUUGUUUUCAAAAAGCUCCCCUUAAAAAAAUGUAACUGGUUUAUAUGAGUAAGCAGUUACCGUAUUGCACUUAAAUGUUAUGUUGAAGGAGAUGCAGUUUUGUUUUCUGUAGGUGUUGGUUGUAAACCAUCUAUAAAACUAAAGCUAAAGUGCUCAUAUUCAGAGCUGGGAUAAAAACUGGUAUUUAACCUUUGUAUCUUCAUAUAAUUAUCCUUCUAAGAAUAUAAUAGAAUCUGGAAGCAUCUGGACUUUGAAUCUUCAACUGAGCCCUUUCUAAAAUCUAGCACCCCCUGAAAUGCACAAACAUGAACAGAUAAUGCAAACAGGCUGGCAUACUUUUAUGAAAAUGUAUUCAUCCUAUAUUUUUUAAAUAUUCAACUCCUCCACACAGGGGGAUGAUGCAUUUUAAAAUCAUAUAUUAUCACUUCAAAUUUAGAACUAGAAAAAAAUGUAUUUGGGGUUGGUCUCAGUACUACCUAGAAGAAUCAAAGGUCGUGGCUUCCCCCAAUAUUGUCCCAGCCAUUUCUCAUCUGUAUAUAGUAUAAACCGUGACAAAACACUGCCUUUAUAUUAUUUAGCAAUAUGUUGUAAAUAGCAUUAUUAAGCUCAUUUUUUUUUGUAACAAAGACCCUUUGAUUUGAAUAUAGUACAAUAACUGAACUGAUAAAGUCAAUUUUUGAUUUUUUUUUUUUUUUUUAGCUAGAGGCAAUUUCAAUUGUGGAUUUUGUUGUUGUCUAUUGUUCUGAAGACUUUGCAUAAUUUAUUGGUUUAAUUUAUCCUAAUUUAUUUGAUGAAGGUGUACAAUUUUGUAUUACCAAGGAUGUACUGUAAUAUUAAUUGAUAUGAUAAAAACAAUGAGACUCCCUGUCCAUAUUAAAAAGAAAAUAAAAAGGUGCAGUAGACAAUUGAUUUUAAAGUAAAAGUAAAAAAUUUAGUUUGGCAGCUACUAAAUUUUAAAACAGGAAAAAAAAAUG
Cynocephalus volans (Philippine flying lemur) is the source of this 7972-nucleotide messenger RNA. RefSeq names its product prospero homeobox 1 (gene PROX1). The coding region runs from base 591 to 2804 and encodes 737 amino acids. Gene Ontology annotation, biological process: regulation of transcription by RNA polymerase II. The transcript has 6 exons. NCBI's taxonomy places the organism in Eukaryota, Metazoa, Chordata, Mammalia, Dermoptera, Cynocephalidae. The record is from RefSeq and is a predicted model, not a curated record. Gene Ontology annotation, cellular component: nucleus. Gene Ontology annotation, molecular function: RNA polymerase II cis-regulatory region sequence-specific DNA binding; DNA-binding transcription factor activity, RNA polymerase II-specific.